This is a messenger RNA of Polyodon spathula (Mississippi paddlefish), 2629 nucleotides long. Its product is annotated as RILP-like protein 1. NCBI's taxonomy places the organism in Eukaryota, Metazoa, Chordata, Actinopteri, Acipenseriformes, Polyodontidae. Gene Ontology annotation, cellular component: cytoplasm; ciliary basal body. Gene Ontology annotation, biological process: cilium assembly. The coding region runs from base 1517 to 2419 and encodes 300 amino acids. The record is from RefSeq and is a predicted model, not a curated record. The transcript has 4 exons.
UACGUGUGAGUCAGUCACCAUUGUGUCAGCAUGUUAAGAUUCCUGUGUAACGAAGGCAUUUUGUUCUUUGAUAGAGAUUUAGCAAAGAGCAUGGCGCUUUUGUUCUGCACGUUUUUAGAUUAGAUUCGUUUAUCGGUCGACAGUGUGAAAAACAAAUCCGUAUGGCUUACAUUUUAUAUUUUAAAAGCCACGUUUUAUAGUAAAUCAAUUCAGAAAUAAUGCUAAUCAGAAAUAUAUCACAGGUGUGAUGUGAACGGAGUUUGAAGGAUACAUUUAAGACUAUGCGGUAGCCUAUAUAUUUUUUUAUAUUUCAAAUGUAUUUUCAUAAGAUACGGUGAACUAGUAAUGUUUCCCAUUUAUUACAGAGACUUUUACAAUACAUUUAGUUCGUGUAUGCUGACCCUGAGCAACAAAAAAUAAGUUAGUAUACGCUAAACUAGAACAGAGACAAUAGAAAACUCAUGUUUUAGCUUUUGCAUUAAUAACUCCUCGUCUUCUUUAAAUUAAGGGGUCAAUUUGCACUGAACCAAAACUAUCAAGGGGGAUAUGUGGCGAUCGAGCAUAGCUAUAGGUUGGUGUGGGAUCGUCCUUCUCAGUUUGAAAUAAAAGUUUUGCAAAUGUUACUUAGGAGCGAAAGCUUAUAAUGCAAUGUAAAUCAGGGCCAAUCGUCGCAAUUAGUAAGGCGUGGGAAUGCCAUUAAUUAGGACUGCUGUGGCUUUGUAUGGUGUAGCCGUGCAUAAUGACGUGAUCAUGUGAGAUCAUGAAAAGUCGAUGACAGCACAAGAACAAGUAAAACCAUAAUAUGAAAUUCUGUUGAUGCCAUCUGCAUAAACACUAGCACCGCGAUAAAGAGGCUUGAGAUAUGCAGAACUAAUUCCCCAUUGAGGAAUAUAGUUUGCUAAAGCUGGAUUAUUUGAAACCCAUUGCGUUUCUUUUCUUUAUAUCAGUGAAACUGGGGUUGCUUCUAAGGGUCUGCAUUGCUUUGAAGGGAUGUGCAAUUAUCAAGUGAAAUAGAGGGCAUUUUAAAACAGCUGCUGCUGCAGAUUUACCUUUAAUUAAUAAGCACUGUAGCUAUUUAAAAAAAAUACAUGCAUGCUAUUUUAAGCAAGCAACAUAGACACAGCGUAUUUCCCUAGGUCUGGUAGGCAUGCAUACAGUAUUUUCCAAUACAUUUUAACAUGCAUCGUGUUCUAUAUAUACACCAGCUCUGGAGCUGACUCAACUAGGCUGCAACCUCUUCUGACAUGCGCAUUGCGCUCCUCCCGUGUAAUUGAAGAGUGAAGCACGGCAGAUUUAGAUUGCAAUGAAUUCGUUCUGAGGUUUUCCCCCUCAUCAUAUUUAACCUCCUGUUUCUAACAAAAUGGCAACAAGAGUACAUUUAUCGUUAAUAGAAGCGUGAAGUUCCACUUCUAGGAAUUUAGGGGUAUUUAAAACAGAAGAAGCGUAUGCAGUGCCCUUUUGUUGUGGAGUGGAACUUUGUUCAGAAAAAUAACUCUUGGGACAGGGAGAUCCAGCCAUGGAAGAUGUUGGAUCCGCUCUGGAGAAGAACGCCGCGGAGCUCACAGUAAUGGAUGUGUAUGACAUCGCUGCCGUGGUGGGACAGGAGUUUGAGCGGAUUAUAGACCAGCACGGCUGCGAGGCGCUGGCCAGGCUGAUGCCCAAAGUAGUGCGGGUGCUGGAGAUUCUGGAGGUCCUGGUGAGCAGAAACAACAUCAGCCCUGAAACCGAAGAGCUGCGGCUGGAACUGGACAGGCUGCGCCUGGAGAGGAUGGACCGGAUGGAAAAAGAGAAGAAGCACAAAAAGGAGCUGGAGCUGGUGGAGGACGUGUGGAGAGGGGAAGCCCAGGACCUGCUGACCCAGAUCACACAGCUUCAGGAGGAGAACAAGAACCUCCUCACCAGCCUCUCCCCCAGGGACAACAGCAUGACUGAGGAGGACUUUCACAAGCACGAAGGGAUGUCCGAGAGGGAGAGGCAGGUGAUGAAGAAGCUGAAGGAAGUCGUGGACAAGCAAAGGGACGAGAUCCGAGCCAAAGACAGAGAGCUAACCCUGAAGAAUGAGGACAUUGAGGCAUUACAGCAGCAGCAGAACCGGCUGAUGAAGAUCAACCACGACCUGCGGCACAAGAUCACGGUGGUGGAGGCGCAGGGCAAGGCGCUCAUUGAGCAGAAGGUGGAGCUGGAGGCGUUCCUACAGACCCACGAGCAGGAGAUGGGCAAGCUGCGGACCGAGAUCGGGAAACUGAGGGAGAAACUGCAGGGCGAGCCCAGCCACAACGGAGAGAAGCCCAAGGUAAUGAGAUCUGUCUCUCCUCGGCUGGAUCUGUCUGCCAGAAAGAAAGCAAACCUGGCAGACACCAGGAGAAGCAGAAAAAAAGCAACAUCAAAAAGUAGCUUUUGUUUUAUCAUUCUUCCUUAGGAGUCAACUGAAGCUGGUACAGUAGCUCUGUCAAGGUAUCUAAUCUGGUAAUUCUUGCACUGAUGUUAUUUGAGCUCCCUUUUAUAAAAUAGCCUGAUGUUGAAAUGAAGCAGUCCCCUUGCUAAAGUAAGACACGUUGAUUGGUUUACUGCUGUAACUCCUACUUUGAAAAAUAAUUUAAUAAUGAAAACUGAUAUGAGAGUCUAUAGG